Neoarius graeffei (lesser salmon catfish) is the source of this 4391-nucleotide messenger RNA. It is a transcript of the gene gjb7, whose product is annotated as gap junction protein beta 7. The transcript has 2 exons. Gene Ontology annotation, biological process: cell communication. The record is from RefSeq and is a predicted model, not a curated record. Bases 945 to 1742 code for a protein of 265 amino acids. Gene Ontology annotation, cellular component: connexin complex. Lineage: Eukaryota; Metazoa; Chordata; Actinopteri; Siluriformes; Ariidae.
GUGGGGUGGUUUUGGAGAAGAGGUGUCCACUCUGGGAAAUAAAAACACUAAACCAGGAGGUAUCAUGAGAUGUGGGGUCACAGGUCAUGUCAGGACAGGGUGAGUUUACAAACCAGGAAGCAAAACUCAGAACAAUGCAAAUCAUCUGCUGCAGCUGAGCAGAAAAAACCUACCAAACCUCUCUCUCUCUCACACACACACACAUUUGUUUCACAUCCCAGUGAGGACCUUCGAUUGACAUAAUUAUUGCACUUAAUUAACACUUGGCCUGCAGCUAAACCUCGCCCUCACCUGAACCUCAGUAAUGAAAAGGAAACUUUUGGGCUUUUUUUUUUUAAACACAACAGCAGUUUCCUUAUGCGGCCCAUCCUUGUGGGGACAUUUGGUCCCCAGUAGUAUAUAAACACACACACACACACACAGUCAGUCGUCCUGAUCACCAGGUAAAACCCUGAAGUGUGUUCCAGAUGUCUCGUGUUUCUGUAUUAAUAAACCAUAAGCUCGUAAUUAAAUAUAAAUGUCCAUCCUGUCUGUGAGACGCAGCACAUCCUGAACUGCCUUUAUGAGCUUCUAAACACUGUGUUUACACACGACACACUCAGUAAACACUGGUGUUAUCUGUCUGUCUGAGUCACUGCAGCUGUUCGUCAAACACCAGCUCGUUCCUCCUGCUUUCAUUUAAACAUCACGCCUCAUUCAAACCCUGAACCUUCACUGUGCUGGAUUUAAACCCUGCAUCACGGAAACUGAAGCCUGGAGAACACAGCUCUGUCCCUGCAGCGUGUGUGUUCACUGGAAGCACACAGGUACCUGUAAGCCACACCCACAGCAGGUGGCACCGAACCAUCAGGUAGCUUUGCCUUCCAAAUGAGGAAAAGACACGACGGAGGAGCUGCUGGACACAACCCCGACUCCGGAACACGAACCCACACCCAUCCUCAGCCAUGAACUGGGCAUUCCUGGAGAGUGUUCUGAGCGGCGUGAAUAAAUACUCCACUGUGAUUGGUCGGAUCUGGCUCUCGGUGCUCUUCAUCUUCCGCAUCCUGGUGUUCGUGGCUGCUGCCGAAAACGUCUGGAAAGGCGAGUCGCAGGAUUUCGUGUGUAACACCCAGCAGCCAGGGUGCGUGAACGUCUGCUUCGAUAAGUUCUUCCCCGUGUCUCAGGAGCGUCUGUGGGCUCUGCAGCUCAUCAUGGUGUCCACGCCGUCCCUGCUGGUGGCUCUGCACGUGGCCUAUCGCGAGCACCGCGAGAAAAAACACGGAUGCAAACUUUACGAGGACAGAGGCAGGAUCGACGGUGGUCUGCUGUGCACGUAUCUCUUCAGCCUGCUCCUGAAGACCACCUUCGAGGUGGGCACGCUGCUCAUCUUUAACUUCCUCUAUCAUGGAUUUAAGGUUCCUCGGCUGUACCAGUGUGAGGAGAGUCCCUGUCCCAACAUGGUGGACUGCUUCAUCGGCAAAGCCACAGAGAAGACCAUCUUCCUCCACAUCAUGGGCUGUACGUCUGCCCUGUGUGUGGUCCUCAACGUAACCGAGAUGCUCUACAUCCUGUCCAAGCAGUUCUGGAAGUCUUUCAGUAAGAGGUACGUCCCUGUGGAACAGAAGAGGACGUGUAGAUGUCAAGUCUGCUCCACGUCUGCACUCGCUCUCGGCUCGGCCGCACCGAAUGCUGCAACGUCCACCGGCAGAGAGGACGGGGUUCAGGUUCAGGCGUCACAGGCUAUGAAGGAAACUCCCACAUGAUUAACACGCGCCACGUGGACUUCCUGUUCUCUUCUGUCACUGUUGGUCUGAGAAACAGAACUGUUUUUGAAAACCGCAACAAUUGUACAGACGUUUUUAAAGACCACAGAUGAUAGACGUGUAUUAACUUUGAGAUAUUUUGGAUUUUCUUUUCCACCAAGCUGAGAAAACGUUUCUUCACCCUUCGUUUGACUGUAAAUCUUAUAGUCCUUUAUUUUAAUGGAGAUGCAGAGUUUAGGUUAAAAGAUAUCCUGAGCUACGACUGAAGCACUUAAAUUGAUGAAUAAUUAAAUAUUAAAUAUAAUUAUACUCUACACAAUGAUUCUAAGAUCUUUGACAGAAGCUCCUGGACUCUCAUUACGGAGGACCUGGAGUUGUUGUUUGUAGUUUUCCUCUUGGUGACACUGAUAUUUGGAUUUGUUUAUACAGUAAUUUAUUUACACUGAUAACGAGUGUGAUGUCUUUCAGCUUCUCUUCUCAGUAAGGAAGUUUCCUGUUCAAUUUUUUUUUAAAAGAAGUUGUUGGUGGAAAAAGAUCUAAAACUUUCCACAAGUCUCAAGGAUCAGUCAGUUUUAUAUUUUUCUUAUAAUAAAUUUACACUUUUUUUUUAAAUUAAUAAAUACACCUGUAUGUUUCACACAGACACACUGGCCAGUCCAAAAAAAAAAAAAAAGUUUUGCCAACUAAUACUUUGUUGCUCCGCCUUCAGCUUUGUUUACAGCAUGAUAUUGGUUCAACACCCUUCUACACCGUCACAGCUUUCAUUUCUAUCCAGAGCUGCAUUAUUUCUUCUCGACUCCAGGAGAGUGGAACCUCUAAAGUCUUCUCCAGCACCACUCUCAGAGCCCUAAUUUUAUUCCAUCAGGGAAUUAAACCCCACUGAUGUGAACCUGCUUAUUCAGGUCAUCAGCUGACUUCAUUUUAUUGCCCCGUAAUGUUGCUGGGUCUCGACCUGACCAACUGAACCAACCCCGGAUCAUCACACUGCCUCCAGAGGCUUGGACAGCGGCCACUAUGCAUGACGGGGCGGAGCUUCUUGAACUUCUCUUCUUACCCUGACACGCCCAUCACUCAGGAACAGGGUCAGUCUGGACUCGCCAGACCACAUGACCUUUCUCCAUCGCUCCAGAGUCCAAUCUUUAUGCUCCUGAGCAAACUGAAACCUUUUCUCCCUAUAACGAGUGGGUUUCUUACAGACACAGUGGUUUAGUCAUUGGGAAAACCAUUUAGUCAUUACCAUUCAUUGGGAAAAUCCUUGAAAAAAUUGUCUUCAAUCAAUUAACUGCCUUCUUGAUAGCAAACAGCCGUUUUGAUAAUUUUCAGUCAGGAUUUCGUGCCAAUCAUAGCACUGAAACAGCGCUGAUUAAAGUUAUAAAUGACAUACGUCUUAAUACUGAUGCAGGCAGAACAUCGGUCCUGGUAUUACUGGACCUCAGUGCAGCUUUUGAUACUGUUGAUCACAACAUACUGCUAUAUCGACUUGAACACUGGGUUGGAUUGACUGGUAAAGUUAUCAAUUGGUUAAAUUCAUACUUAAAAGAUAGAAGCUUCUCUGUUACCCUGGGAAAUUGUUCCUCAACGUCAAUGCCCUUGACCUGUGGUGUCCCCCAGGGGUCGAUUCUUGGACCAUUACUUUUCAACCUUUAUAUGCUCCCACUUGGGCAAAUUAUCAAUAAAAAUUCAAUUUUGUAUCACUGCUAUGCAGAUGACACCCAAAUUUAUUUCGCUCCAUCACCUAAUGAUUAUGCCCCCCUUGAAUGUCUCUACCAGUGCAUCGAUCAAAUCAAUAGCUGGAUGUCACAAAAUUUUCUCCAGCUGAACACAGAUAAAACAGAAGUAAUUCUAUUUGGGAAAAAAGAUGAAAGACUCAGGAUUACCACUAUUCUUGACACAAAAGGGAUUAAAACUAAAGAAAUGGUUAAAAAUCUUGGUGUUUUCAUUGACAGCGAGCUAAAUUUUGACAGUCACAUGAAAGCAAUCACUAAAACGGCAUUUUAUCACCUAAAAAACAUUUCCAAACUAAGAGGACUUGUGUCAAAAAAUGAUUUGGAAAAACUUAUACAUGCCUUCAUCUCUAGUAGGGUUGAUUACUGCAAUGGCCUUUUCACAGGCCUGCCAAAAAAGACCAUCAAACGACUUCAGCUGGUUCAAAAUGCAGCGGCGAGGGUUCUCACACGAACAAAAAACAGAGCACAUUACUCCAAUUCUAAGGUCCCUUCACUGGCUUCCAGUAAGCUACAGAAUUGACUUUAAAGUAUUGCUGCUGGUGUACAAAUCUCUAAAUGGUACAGGGCCCAAUUACCUCUCUGAUAUGUUGCAGCGGCCUAACCCAAUCAGAUCUACCAGAUCGCAACAGAAAAAUUUACUAUUAAAGCCAGUUGUUAAAACAAAGUGUGGUGAAGCAGCUUUUAGCUACUAUGCAGUGCAGCUAUGGAACCAACUGCCAGAGGACAUUAAAAAUGCUCCUGCUGUUGGCAGCUUCAAAUCUAGGUCAAAGACCAAGCUGUUUUCAGAUGCUUUCUGUUAAAUAAUUAAUAUUGUCCUUUUUUGAAAAAUAAUUUUUAUUUUCUCUGCAUGUUUUAAAUUUACUUUAAUUUUAACUCUAUUUUAUUCUUUAUUCUAUUCUGCUGGUUUCCUUUUUCCCCCUCC